Messenger RNA from Prunus armeniaca (apricot), 2406 nucleotides. The record is from the annotation of a GenBank genome assembly. Lineage: Eukaryota; Viridiplantae; Streptophyta; Magnoliopsida; Rosales; Rosaceae.
AUGCAAUCCACAAAAUCUCGGCGGAAAGUGGCUCCGUCCGCCGCGGAAAGCGCAGACUCGGCUGAAAAACUCGACCAACUGCUCCUCUCCUCGGCCAUCUGCAACGGCGAGGAUGUGGGCCCAUUUGUCCGCAAGGUCUUCACUUCCGGCAAGCCCGAUACGUUGCUCCAGCACCUCCGCCACUUCGCUCGAUCCAAGGAGUCUGAAAUCGAGGAGGUCUGCAAGGCCCACUAUCAAGACUUCAUCCUUGCCGUCGAUGACCUCCGAUCCCUCCUCUCCGACGUCGAUUCCCUCAAGUCUUCUCUCUACGAUUCCAACACCAAGCUUCAGUCGGUCGGCCUCCCUCUUCUCUCCUCCCUCGACGCAUUCGUCGAAGCCCGAAACGUUUCCCGAAACGUCAACCUAGCGCUCGAAUCGGUUCGAAACUGUAUUCGUUUGAUGGAGCUUUGUUCCCGAUCCAAUUACCAUCUCUCCAGCAGCAACUUCUACAUGGCGCUCAAGUGCGUCGACACCAUCGAGUCCGAGUUCCUAGACAAAACGCCGUCGUCUACGCUCAAGCGGAUGCUGGAGAAGAAGAUUCCAGAGAUUCGGUGGCAUAUCGAACGGAAGGUCAGCAAGGAGUUCGGCGAUUGGCUGGUGGAGAUCCGCGUGGUGAGUCGGAACCUUGGUCAGUUGGCGAUCGGUCAAGCUUCCUCGGCGAGGCAACGAGAGGAGGAUCUGAGAAUCAAGCAACGCCAAGCUGAGGAGCAGAGCCGCCUCAGCCUCAGAGACUGCGUCUACGCUUUGGAAGAAGAAGACGAAGAUGGACUCGGCGGUGGGGUUGGAGAUGAUAUUAACGGUGGAAGUGGAUUUCCGGGGGUUGAUUUGACUCCCUUGUACAGAGCCUAUCAUAUUCACCAGACUCUAGGGCUUGAAGACCGGUUCAAGCAGUAUUACUUCGAGAAUCGAAAGCUUCAGCUCACUUCUGACUUUCAGGUAUCUUCCAUGACUCCGUUUCUUGAAUCUCAUCAAACUUUCUUUGCGCAAAUAGCCGGAUUUUUUAUUGUUGAGGAUCGGAUUGUGAGGACCGGUGGCGGUUUGAUAUCGAAAUUGGAGGUUGAGAAUUUGUGGGAAACUGCUGUUAGUAAAAUGUGUUCCGUUUUGGAGGAUCAGUUUUCUAGGAUGCAAACGGCCAACCACUUGUUGUUGAUUAAGGACUAUGUGAGCUUGUUAGGUGUGACUUUGCGUAGGUAUGGAUAUCUGGUUGACCCUUUGCUUGAUGUUCUGAGCAAGCAUAGGGAUAAGUACCAUGAGCUGUUGUUGUCGGAUUGUCGUAAACAGAUUGCUGAGGCACUUUCUGCUGAUAAGUUUGAUCAGAUGUUGAUGAAGAAAGAGUAUGAAUAUUCCAUGAAUGUUCUUUCGUUUCAGAUACAGACCUCUGAUAUCAUACCGGCUUUUCCUUAUGUUGCACCAUUUAGUUCUACGGUGCCUGAUUGUUGCCGCAUUGUACGGUCUUUUAUUGAGGAUUCUGUGAGUUUCAUGUCGUAUGGUGGGCAGCUUGAUUUCUUUGAGGUCGUUAAGAAGUAUUUGGAUCGAUUGUUAAGUGAAGCUUUGGAUGGGGCUCUUUUGAAGCUAAUCAAUACGUCUAUCCAUGGGGUCUCCCAGGCAAUGCAAGUAGCGGCUAAUAUGGCAGUCAUGGAGCGAGCUUGUGAUUUCUUCUUUCGACAUGCUGCUCAGCUUUCUGGCAUUCCCUUGAGAAUGGUGGAGAGGGGGCGGAGGCAUUUUCCGCUUUGCAAAGCCCGUGAUGCAGCAGAAGAGAUACUCUCUGGGUUGCUUAAACAAAAAGUGGAUGGGUUCAUGACGUUGAUUGAGAAUGUGAACUGGAUGGCCGAUGAGCCUCUGCCGAAUGGGAAUGAAUAUGUGAAUGAGGUAGUCAUAUAUUUGGAAACCCUGGUUUCCACUGCUCAGCAGAUAUUGCCUCCUCAUGUCCUUAAACGAGUUUUGCAGGAUGUCCUUUCUCACAUAUCAGAGAAAAUAGUUGGGGCUUUACUUGGGGACGCAGUUAAGAGGUUUACUGUACAUGCAAUUAUGAGCAUUGAUGUGGAUGUUCGGCUGUUGGAAUCUUUUGCAGAUAAUCAAGCUCCUUUACUCUCAGACGAGGAAGCAAAUCAGUUGAAAACAGCACUUGCUGAGUUGAGGCAAUUAAUUAAUUUACUCUUAAGCAAUCAUCCAGAGAAUUUUCUUAAUCCGGUAAUCAGGGAGAGGAGUUACAAUACCUUGGACUACAGAAAAGUAGUGGCUAUUUCAGAAAAAUUGAGGGAUCCUUCUGAGCGGCUAUUUGGAACUUUUGGGAGCCGGGGAGGCAGGCAGAACCCAAAGAAGAAAUCUCUAGAUGCAUUGAUAAAAAGACUCAAGGAUGUGAAUUGA